This is a messenger RNA of Centruroides sculpturatus (bark scorpion), 997 nucleotides long. RefSeq lists its product as uncharacterized. The coding region runs from base 370 to 864 and encodes 164 amino acids. The record is from RefSeq and is a predicted model, not a curated record. Gene Ontology annotation, molecular function: DNA-binding transcription factor activity, RNA polymerase II-specific; protein dimerization activity; RNA polymerase II cis-regulatory region sequence-specific DNA binding. Gene Ontology annotation, biological process: regulation of DNA-templated transcription; spermatogenesis. The transcript has 6 exons. Lineage: Eukaryota; Metazoa; Arthropoda; Arachnida; Scorpiones; Buthidae. Gene Ontology annotation, cellular component: nucleus.
UAGUUGGAACCUACAGAAUCAAGCAGUAAUUCAGAAUUGAUUGUAUCAUUUACAAGACUCUCACCAAUUAAUAUCACUACCAAUCAAGAUUCUGAAGGAUGUUAUAACACAUGCAUUUCUACAACAGUACAGGAUCAAUUAUACUCUACUGAAAAUGCCAUAAAUGCAACUCUUACUAGUCUCAAUCCAUUAUGCCAGAUACAGUUUGGGCAAAGAUGUUCAGGAUGUGUUUUACCAAAGCAAUGCUCAACUCCAAUUUUAUCUGAUUCAUUAAAACAAGUUCCAAUAUCACAUUAUGAGGAAGUAUCUAGAUCUAAAGUUACUCUAGGAAAUUCACCAAAUCUAGCUAAUCACUCAAGAAAUAUUUCUAUGAGUCUGUUAACUAAUACUACUACUUGGUCUCAACACAGUCAAAUGAAUCCCAAGUGUUAUACAUCUGUAAGUUCUCCCAGUGGAUUUAUUUCUACUCCAGUAUCUGGCACAUCAAUACCUCUGAACAGUAGUGGAGAAGAAAUUGAAAAUAUUUCACCAGACUAUCCAAGAGCACCUCAAAAUACACCAGUGAAUUGUGAAGUGACUAGAAUAUCUGCACCUAAUUUACAUAUUAACCAAGUUAUUAGAUUAUUGGAUAAUGAACAAUAUCUUCAAUUCAGUGGUCGAGAAAAUCAUAAUGAAAAAGAAAGGAAGCGAAGAAAUCGUAUUAAAAAUGCCUGUCAAACAUUGCGUAACUUAGUACCAGGUUUGAGUAACAAAACAGAUAAAGCAACUGUUUUUGAAUUUACUGUUGAAUAUCUUAUACAUCUCAAAAAGUAUGUUGGAUCUAAAUAUGACAAGGAUUUCUUGGAAAAAUGCUCACCUUACUAAAAAAAAUGAAUGGAUUAAAAAAAAAGUAUUUUAAGUAAAUUAGAAAAUUUUAAUCUACCAACUAGCAUGUUAAACAUUUCAUUAUUUUAUUCUUAUUGUUCAAGUAUUGAGUAAAAAAACACAUGUAACAACU